Messenger RNA from Cimex lectularius (bed bug), 1188 nucleotides. Its product is annotated as p21-activated protein kinase-interacting protein 1-like. The record is from RefSeq and is a predicted model, not a curated record. Lineage: Eukaryota; Metazoa; Arthropoda; Insecta; Hemiptera; Cimicidae. Gene Ontology annotation, molecular function: protein binding. Bases 123 to 1166 code for a protein of 347 amino acids. The transcript has 7 exons.
UACGUUUCUGUUUUCAGUCACGUUUUUCUGUUUGACACCACGUUCUCCAAUUUCAGCUUGAUUAAAGUUCUUUCAAUUAAAGUUAGUAAGUUUUAAUAAAAUUUCAUGUUUGAUAAAAAAGCAUGAUGAAAGAACAGAGCGCGGACUCUUUAUUUGAAGUGUUGUGUGGUACUUAUGAGGAAUACCUGCUUGGAUAUAAGCUAAUUAAAGAGGAGAAUGGUUACAAACUUGAGCAUUCGAUAGCCGACCAUUCGCACCUGGGGAGCGUCAGGUCAUUGGCGACUCACCAGAGGCACCUCGCUUCGGGAGGCUCAGAUGAGAACAUCUACCUGUACGAUUUGAAAGAAAGGCGAGAAGGUGGCCUCCUGAUGCAUCACUGCGGUAUGAUCACGACACUCAAGUUCACUCCCGAUGGUACUCACUUGAUGAGCGGGAGUGAAGACGGUGCGAUCGCCAUGGUCCGAGUCGGCAAUUGGAUCUUGGAAAAAAUCUGGACAAAGGCGCACAAAGGGAUGGCUGUACACAGCAUAAGCAUACACCCAAGUGGGAAAAUGGCGCUUUCAGUCGGAGCGGAUAAGACACUUAGGACAUGGAACCUCAUCAAAGGACGACCUGCUUACACCGUCAACUUGGCAAAUAAGUGCCUCCGGCCGGAAAUAAUUUCUUGGUCUUUCUGCGGAAAUUAUUUCGCUUUGGUCAAUCAAAACAGCCUCGUCAUUUACGAUGUAUCAAGCGCUGCUGUCCAAACGACCAUAACAAUCAAGGACAGAAUCACCUGUGUGGAAUUCCUUAAGGGAGAAAGAGUGUGCUUGGGUGACUGGGCGGGUAAUGUGACCUGCUAUGCGUUUUUAACGGGCGAGGAACAGUGGCAAAUCCCGCGUACAGACGAGGUUAGGGUUAAAACAAUAGGACACAUCAAUGACUGGCUCGUAGUGGCCAAUGGUCAAGGGAAGCUUAUGGUCUACGAUGUUAAAAAUAAACCGGACAAAUUAACUGAAAUCAACACCAUGUGCAGGAUAACGUGCAUGACAAUAUCACGAAUUGAUGAAAGCAAAAUGACGAUGAAGAAGAAGAAGAAAAAGAAGAACGACGAGGUCAAGGUCAAGUCAGAGGGCGACAUCCUUGUCACCUCGGGGCAGAAGUGGAUCGUGUCGAGUCUAAGCUGAGACCUCAACACCUCGGUAGGAU